AUGGCUCCCGAUAUUGGUGGUUCUCGCCCUGCUACAUCGGUAAAAUUUAUGCCACAUCAGCUUCAAAAAGUUAGUUUUACGAGUGGACGUGUUCCAUUUCCUCCACAUUUACAACCUCCAUCUGUUCCAGCGGUAAUCGAGUCGGGGCCAACGCUUUAUGCUAAUGCAGUCCCUAAUGCUUCUACUCAGCAGAAUAAGCCAGAACCUAGUUCUAGUGGUACUUCAAAUACUCCAAUCUCUUAUAAUAGUGCGCAACAACAAAAUUUUCGAACACAGGCAUUACCUUCUGAUGUUGAAUUACUUCUAGCUAGAAAACAAGCAACAAAAGCCCAUGAAAAUAGUUAUUUGGGUGCUGUACUUCGUGGUGAAAAGAAAAUGAAACGUUUUGUUCGUUGCUGUGGUGGACAGGUUUGGGAAGAUGCUUCGAUGGCUGAAUGGGAUCCGAAUGAUUUUCGUAUUUUUUGUGGUGAUCUAGGAAAUGAAGUAUCUGAUGAGUUAUUGGCUAAAGCUUUUAGAAAAUUUCCAAGUUUUCAAAAGGCUAAAGUUUGCCGUGAUAGUCGAACAAAUAAAUCGAAAGGUUUUGGAUUUGUCUCUUUCAAAAACCAAGAGGUUAAUUUCUUAAAAUUUAAUUUUUUGGGUUAUGAAAAAUGUGAAUUUCCUAUAUUUAUUUAG
Messenger RNA from Meloidogyne enterolobii, 672 nucleotides. The record is from the annotation of a GenBank genome assembly. NCBI's taxonomy places the organism in Eukaryota, Metazoa, Nematoda, Chromadorea, Rhabditida, Meloidogynidae.